AUGAACGAAGAUCAAGCCAUCCUCGACAUCCAGCGCAAGAUCGAAAAGGAGCGCGUCCUCAUGACCGCUGCCAACAAUAUGCGGUCCCAGACAGACAACGACGCCGUCCGCUCUCGCCUCGACUCCCAGAUCCGCGACGGUCGCCGCAACAUGCAGUUCUUCGAGGAACGCCUCAAUGAGCUCCAGAUGCGCCGUGUCAACCAAGGCGUCAGCAGCAUGGGCGUCCACGAUGAUGCUGAUGGCCCUCCCCCGCCUCCGCCCAAGGACUCAUCGGUCCAGUACAGCCAGAUUGGCCAGCACGGCGAUAGGAUGCCCUCCCAGCAUCCCUACCCCGCGCAGCCUCCUGGUGCACCCAUGCCCAAGGGUCGGCCCAACUUUACCAAGCUUGAUCUUAUCAAAUAUGAUACCCCGUACCUGGGUCCCCGUAUCCAGCUCAUGCUCUCCCAGCUCCAGUUCAAGCUCAAUGUUGAGGAACAGUACCUCAAGGGUGUCGAAAAAAUGGUUCAGCUAUAUUCAAUGGAGGGAGAUCGCAAGAGCAAAGCCGACGCCGCAGCGAGGAGGGUGGACAGCAAGCAGAAAAUCGUUCUCUUGAAGCAGGCAUUGAAGAGAUACGAGGAACUGCAUAUUGACAUGGACAACUCGGAUACGCCCGACGAUGAUUCUAUUAAUACUCCCAAUCUCCGCAAGCCCCUCAGCGGUUCCCUCUCCCUGCGCAUCAUCGCCGUCAACAAUGUCGACCACGCCGCGACGACUCGCUUCUCGCGCGGUCCCGAAACGUUUGUGGCUGUCAAGGUCGAGGACACUGUGACGGCUCGCACCAAAGUUUCCAGAAACGACCGCUGGGAAUCCGAAUUCCACACUAUCGAUGUAGACAAGGCCAACGAACUGGAAAUCAUCGUCUACGACAAACCCGGCGAGCACCCCAUGCCCAUCGGCCUGCUCUGGGUCAGAAUAUCCGACAUAGUUGAGGAAAUGCGUCGCAAGAGAAUCGAGGCCGAAAUGAGUAGUUCCGGCUGGGUCUCUGCCGACAAGAUGGGCAGUAUCGCCGGCGCCGCCGCCCCUGCUCAGUUUCCCAUGAGCCCGUCGCAAGGAUCCUUCGGUGCCCAGGCUGGCGGCGCCCCUGGCGGCGCCCAACCUGGUGGUGCCUACGGCGCUCCUCCGCCCUCCCAGAUCAACGCCGGCCCCAUCGAUGGCUGGUUCAAUCUGGAGCCCGCCGGCCAGAUUCAGCUGCAGAUGAGUUUCGACAAGCAGAACCGUGACAAGCGCACCGUCGACGUCGGUCUCGGCCGAAAGGGUGCUGUUCGUCAGCGCAAAGAAGAGGUCCACGAAAUGUAUGGCCACAAAUUUGUCCAGCAGCAAUUCUACAAUAUCAUGCGAUGUGCUCUCUGCGGCGAUUUUCUCAAAUACUCCGCCGGCAUGCAGUGUGAGGACUGCAAGUAUACGUGUCACACGAAAUGCUACCAGAGUGUAGUUACCAAAUGCAUCAGCAAGAGCAACGCGGAGACAGACCCCGAGGAAGAAAAGAUCAACCAUCGCAUUCCCCACAGAUUCCAGCCCUUUUCAAAUGUCACCGCGAACUGGUGCUGCCACUGUGGUUAUAUACUACCCUUUGGCAAAAAGAACUGCAGAAAGUGUACCGAGUGCAGUCUCACAAGUCACGCUAACUGUGUGCACCUUGUGCCAGACUUCUGCGGCAUGUCCAUGGCUGUGGCGAAUCAGAUUCUCCAGGGCAUUCGCACCCACAAGCAAAAGGCUAAGACGACUACCAACUUGACGGACAGAACCCUACGCAAGAUGAGCACUCCUGGCUCUCAGUCGGGCACAUCGACUUCCGGUGUCUCCCCGACUGGUUCCGCACAGCCGCCGCAGCUCACUCCCACGACCACCGAAGCAGCCGAGGCCGCCAGACGCAUGUACUCCAGUCAACAGGCCCCACAACAGCGGCCAGCGCCUGGACGCGCGCCAUCAAGCACCAGCUCGUCAAUCACUCCUGCCUCUUCAGCAGCAGCUGCUGCGGCUGCUUCGGCCGCCAUGUCUGGCGUGUCGCAGCAAACGCAAAGGCCCGAAGCCGGCCGAUAUGGCAGCUAUGGCCAACCGUCUCCGGAUGCAUAUGCUGCCGCGGGCGCCUACGGAAGUCAGGUGCAAGCGCAGCAGCAGGCGCGUCCCUACAACCCAGCAGAUUAUGCAAAUGUCAACAGCGGCUACGCUCAACAACAGCAAAUCCAGCCCCCUGCUCAGAUCAGACCUGCGCAGCAGAUGCCUCCUCCCGCCCAACCCGCUGUUCGACCUGCCGAGCCGCUUUCGCCCCAAAAGUCGUACUCUCCCCAAGGUGGGCAAGCCGGUGGCCGCAAGGCAUUGCCUCUUGCCACCGACCCCGGCACUGGACAGCGUAUCGGCCUGGACCACUUCAACUUCCUGGCUGUCCUGGGCAAGGGCAACUUUGGCAAGGUCAUGCUUGCCGAGACUAAGAGAUCCAAGAAGCUAUACGCUAUCAAGGUCUUAAAGAAGGAGUUUAUCAUCGAGCAUGAUGAAGUCGAGAGUAUGCGCUCUGAGAAGAGAGUCUUCUUGGUCGCCAACCGAGAGCGCCACCCCUUCCUGACCAACCUGCACGCCUGUUUCCAGACGGAGACGCGAGUAUACUUUGUCAUGGAGUACAUUAGCGGCGGUGAUCUGAUGCUUCAUAUUCAGCGCGGACAAUUUGGCGCUAGACGAGCACAGUUUUAUGCUGCCGAAGUCUGCUUGGCCUUGAAGUAUUUCCACGAGAAUGGUGUCGUCUACCGUGAUCUGAAGCUCGACAACAUCAUGUUGACGCUAGAUGGACACAUCAAGGUAGCCGAUUACGGUCUUUGCAAGGAGGACAUGUGGUACGGCUCCACUACCGGCACAUUCUGUGGUACGCCCGAGUUCAUGGCACCAGAGAUUCUGCUGGACAAGAAAUAUGGCCGCGCCGUCGAUUGGUGGGCAUUUGGUGUCUUGAUCUACCAGAUGCUUCUUCAGCAGUCGCCAUUCCGCGGCGACGACGAGGACGAAAUCUACGAAGCCAUUCUGUCGGAUGAGCCGCUUUACCCGAUUAGCAUGCCCAAGGAGUCUGUGUCUAUUCUUCAGAAGCUGCUCACGCGCGAGCCCAACGACCGUUUGGGUAGCGGCCCGACGGACGCGCAGGAAGUCAUGAGCCAUGCGUUCUUUAAGAACAUCAACUGGGAGGAGAUUUACCUGAAGCGAGGACCGCCGCCAUUUAAGCCCGCGAUCAAGAGUGCAACGGACACGAGCAACUUUGAUUCUGAAUUUACCAGCGUCACGCCCGUUCUUACGCCGGUGCAGUCAGUCUUGUCGCAAGCGAUGCAGGAAGAGUUCCGUGGCUUCUCGUACACGGCUGAUUUUGAAUGA
Messenger RNA from Akanthomyces muscarius, 3387 nucleotides. RefSeq lists its product as uncharacterized. Gene Ontology annotation, molecular function: ATP binding; diacylglycerol-dependent serine/threonine kinase activity. NCBI's taxonomy places the organism in Eukaryota, Fungi, Ascomycota, Sordariomycetes, Hypocreales, Cordycipitaceae. The record is from RefSeq and is a predicted model, not a curated record. Bases 1 to 3387 code for a protein of 1128 amino acids. Gene Ontology annotation, biological process: protein phosphorylation; signal transduction; fungal-type cell wall biogenesis. The transcript has 4 exons.